UUAUGCACUUGGUUCGCCGAGUCAAAGGCGGACCCCUCUUCUCUUCCCCAAUCUUUUUCGCACUUCGCAGGCUCCCCGCGGUCUCCGCCUCCGUUCGCGCCGGGCACGUCUCAGUCCAGAUCCAGCCGUUCUUCCACGGCAGCUGCGCCUCUCUUCCUCCUUCCGCAGGCGUUCUCAUCGUGCUAGUCUCCCCUCGAUUGCGGUGGAGUGGAGAUCCAUCCGGACUGAUGGCCGCUCCGCCAAAUGGUGGUCCUUCUGCUUCUCCGAUGGUGAUGUACCCCAUCUGCGUUACUGGAGCGUUCCCGCAGCAAGCUGGGGAUGAUCAGGCUCAGGGUCCGGGGAUAUAUGCCAUUCAGCAGAAUCAAUUAGCGGCGGCGAUGGGAAUGGGAUGCUAUGCUCCAACCACACUCAUAGCGCUCACCUACAAGAUCCCAACGGAAAGUGUCGGUGCGCCAGCUGGUGAAGAGCAUGGGCAGGAUGCUAGGCAGCAAAAUGGCCCUCAAAGACAAGUUGUUGUGAGGAGGUUUCACUUCGCUUUUCAGCUUGACUUGGCCCUGAUCAUCAAGUUGGCAGCAGUGGUCUUUCUGUUUAGCCAGGAAGGAUCAAAGCAAAGGCUGUUUCUUCUCAUAUUGUUUGCCUCGUUGAUUUACUUAUAUCAAACCGGAGCAAUUACACCUUUCCUAAGAUGGCUACAGCGUGCCGGAGGCGCGGCUGCUCGUCCACCACAGGCUCCCCCUCGGGUGGAGAACCGUGCUCCUUUGGCUGCUCAGAAUGAUGGCAAUGAUCAACCCCAUGAUCCUGCAAACCUUGACCAAGCCGCAGAGAACCAGGAACCGGGGGCCGCAGCUGGUAAUGAGAACCAGCAAGUGGGGGCGGAGGGAGAAGGAAACAGGCGCAAUUGGCUUGGAGGCAUCUUGAAAGAGGUCCAGCUGGUUGUUGUAGGGUUUGUUGCGUCGCUUCUUCCUGGUUUUCAGCACAAUGACUAGGCCUCAUCUCAUCACUGCGAAAUAAGCUAUUGGCGGUGUAACUAUUUAUUGUGACAUAGGGAGAAAAGAAACAAUCGUAUAAAAUGGCUUAAAGACUUCUGUUUUGCAA
This is a messenger RNA of Phragmites australis (common reed), 1095 nucleotides long. RefSeq lists its product as uncharacterized. The transcript has 5 exons. The record is from RefSeq and is a predicted model, not a curated record. Bases 3 to 986 code for a protein of 327 amino acids. NCBI's taxonomy places the organism in Eukaryota, Viridiplantae, Streptophyta, Magnoliopsida, Poales, Poaceae.